AUGGCCACUGGUAGGUACUCUCUUGGGUCAAAUGAGGCUUUAGGUGUCAACUCCAACUAUGCUAACAGUGGGCUGGGAAAAAUGGAACGGCCAGUGGGUAACUUGGGGGCUGAGGAGAAGACAGAGAGGGGUGAAGGCAGCAAAGCAAUAGAGCUACUGACCUCUGAUGGUGGAAGGAAGAGAAAGAGGUCCUGCUUUAGUGAGGAAGAGGUCCUCAUCAUGACCAACAUGACUGAUGCAUUCAACCAUGUAGCCAAUGCACUUAGGGAGACUGGCCCAGCUCAUGUAGAUGUAGAUCUAUACCAUGCUGUGAUGGAUAUGCCUAGCUUCACUAAGGAGGCUCUGAUUGUUGCUUUCUCCCACCUGCUGGACCACAAGGCCCAGGGCACUGCCUAUGUCAACAUGGUUGACAGGCACAGGGUCCUUUGGCUUAGGACUUUCCUUGCCAAGAACUACUACAUGUAG
Miscanthus lutarioriparius is the source of this 465-nucleotide messenger RNA. The record is from the annotation of a GenBank genome assembly. Lineage: Eukaryota; Viridiplantae; Streptophyta; Magnoliopsida; Poales; Poaceae.